AGAUCUAUGGAAUCCUGGAGGAAUUCGAGAUGCUUCCCCGGACCAAAGCUGAACAGCAAGAGGUGGGACAGGUCAUUGAGCAGUUGGAUCGUGAUGGCUCUGGGGCCUUUGAUAUUUCAGAGUUCCAAGACUUUUUCCAGAUGAUGAUCCAACAGGGAAGGCUCUCUGAGCGCAAGAACGAGCAUGAUGCAGCCGUAAGCCUCAACUUCAGCGAUGAACAGUUCGCUUACCUCCGCAGGACUAUGCAUUGCUUCGCUGUGUGCUCCGAGGCGUUCACGGCGCGCAGAGAAGCGACAGUCCGUGAAGCACACGGAGCUGUGCGCAUUCUUCGUGGCACCUGGGCAGGGAAACCGGAAGCGGAUGGUGCGGUUGGCUUCAUUGGAAAUCAGGGCCUUUUUGUUGAAAUAAACUCCUUCAUCAAACCAGAGAUGGAGUCAACUCAUGAGGUCUCCCAUAGGUUCAUGCGGUGUCCCUAUGGUGAGUCCUGCACCCACGCGCAUGGCAUUGAAGAGUUGCGCCUUCCACACGGAGAGGUCUUGCCGGAGGGGAUGGAGGCGGGCUACGUUGGACAUACACACAGCUUGGAUGGACAUCAUGGCCAGUUAGACUACAAGUUGCCCCAAGACCAGCAAUCCAUUUCGACCUUUUCCGGCGAAGAUGCUGAGUCGCUGGGUGGGAAAACUGGUCAGUUGAGCGACCUGAAAAUCAGAGAUUCUCCCCAAAUGGCGAUUUUCGUAGGGAAGAUAUGGGAAAAUGGUGGUUAA
Messenger RNA from Cladocopium goreaui, 764 nucleotides. Lineage: Eukaryota; Dinophyceae; Suessiales; Symbiodiniaceae. The record is from the annotation of a GenBank genome assembly.